CACAUGAGGAGUUGAGAAACCAGAGAAUAGUAUGCAACUCUCAGGAGACAAAGAAGUACAGAUACAAUUAUCUACUAAAAAUAAAGAGAAGGGCAUAGCACUGAAUUCUUUCUUCUGUAAUAGUGAUGUAUUAGACGGCAGCAAUAUGAGCAAGGAUAACAAAGCUGAAGAAAAAACUGUUUGCUGUAAACCAGCUAUCGAACAUAAAAUUCCACAAGAUGUUAAUGAAGUGCUGGAAAAUAAAAUAGUUGAACAAAGCUCAGGUCUACAGUUUGUAAAUGUUUCUGUAGUGGAAAUGACAUUGUCCAAUGAAGAUCUGCAUGGUGAAAAUAUAGUGAGUAAAACUGUUACAGCGAACUCUGAUCUGAUUUCUGGGGUGUAUGAAGGCGGUAUGAAAAUUUGGGAGUGCACAUUUAAUCUCCUCAGAUAUAUUGAAGACGAAGAUGUCAGCUUCAAAGGAAAAAGUGUUUUGGAUCUUGACUGUGGGGCUGGUUUGUUGGGAAUUGUGGCUCUGAGGAGAAAAGCCAGAGAAGUGCAUUUUCAGGACUACAACAGCACAGUGAUAGAAGAGAUCACUAUACCUAAUGUAUUGGUCAACUGUGACAGUUCUGAUGAAAACGGAGAUGUUACCGAAGAACCAAGUGGAAAAAGAUUUAAAAAGCCAAAAACCCAUGCAGGGCUUCUAUCCAAGUGCCGCUUCUUCUCUGGCGAUGGGUCAAAUUUCACACUGUUAAUGCAAAAUCAAACGCCAUCUGUGAAAUAUGAUAUUAUUCUUACAUCGGAGACCAUAUAUAAUCCUAAUUACUAUGAUGCUAUGCAUGAUCUCUUUCAGCAUCUAUUGGCUGACAAUGGGACUAUAUACCUAGCUAGCAAGUCUCAUUACUUUGGUGUAGGAGGGGGGGUCCUAUUGUUUGAGACUUGUAUUAAAAAGGGCAACCGUUUCACUAUAAAUACCCUCAAGACACACGAUGAUGGACUUCAAAGAAUGCUUCUGAGCUUGUCAUUUAAAGACCGUUAA
Messenger RNA from Rana temporaria (common frog), 1018 nucleotides. Its product is annotated as histidine protein methyltransferase 1 homolog. Gene Ontology annotation, biological process: peptidyl-histidine methylation, to form tele-methylhistidine. NCBI's taxonomy places the organism in Eukaryota, Metazoa, Chordata, Amphibia, Anura, Ranidae. The coding region runs from base 32 to 1018 and encodes 328 amino acids. Gene Ontology annotation, molecular function: protein-L-histidine N-tele-methyltransferase activity. The transcript has a single exon. The record is from RefSeq and is a predicted model, not a curated record.